Aaosphaeria arxii CBS 175.79 is the source of this 1303-nucleotide messenger RNA. RefSeq lists its product as uncharacterized. The transcript has a single exon. Lineage: Eukaryota; Fungi; Ascomycota; Dothideomycetes; Pleosporales. Bases 163 to 819 code for a protein of 218 amino acids. The record is from RefSeq and is a predicted model, not a curated record.
AAACAAGUUCCCUUUAUAAGAACCCUUUCGUCCACCCAGUAUUCCCAUCCACCAUCGUUCCGUACAGAUAUCUAUCAUCACCCCGUACAGAUAUCUAUCAUCAUCCAGUACAUACAUUCAUCAUCAUCCCGAAGCACAGUCUUUCCCCAACAUCAAUCCACGAUGUUCACAAACACAAAAUCCAACAGCGUCAACGACCCGGCUAUGGCUUCACAGGCCAACUCUAUCUCUACUCCUGGCACCGCGGUAGCUCUAAGGAGCAACGUCGACGAGUUCAACCAGCUGCCCAUGGCUCCGCAGGCCAACUCCAACUCUACUCCUGGCACCGCGGUAGCUCUAAGGAGCAACGUCGACGAGUUCAACCAGCUGCCCAUGGCUCCGCAGGCCAACUCCAACUCUACUCCUGGCACCGCGGUAGCUCUAAGUAGCAACGUCGACGAGUUCAACCAGCUGCCCAUGGCUCCGCAGGCCAACUCCAACUCUACUCCUGGCACCGCGAUGUCGCCAAUGUUCGACCAAGACGACUACAAGUUCAAGGUCUGCGACAUUGAAUAUCAUACAAAAGUCUUCGACCCGAAAAAGGAGACGACUUCGGCCCUGCUCAUUCAGGAGAUUGGCCACCCUACAGGUCAUUGCCUCUACCUCGACAAGGAGAAGGGGGUUGCGGAUGAGGACCGAUACCGACCAACCCAGCGAUUCCUGCGUACCGUCGGGUACAUCAAAGAUGACGAAGACAGAGGCCACUUCAUGAGCAUAGCCAAGGAAACGAAUCCUUCGGAAGCUAAGUUCCUGAAGACGGCGCAGCGGUUCCAGCAAUGAAAAGAUGAGGUACUCGAGCAGGCAAGAUCGCAAGGCGUAUUGCAUUGGCCAGAGGCUUGAUUCUAGUGGGCAACAAUCGGAUCCCACUGGGCGGAGGACCAUGUACCCGCAGAAUCAUCUUCUAAAUUGUCAGAAUCGCGAUUUCAACAGGUUUUCUCAAAGGAGGUGGAGGCGGGACAUCGUGACUUGGCAGCCAAUAAUCAUAUGAGGGCAUUUAUAGCUAAGAAAACACGUUACGGGCAAUCUGGCUUCUCUCAAUCUAUCUUCUCUUCCCUCUUCCCUCUUCCCUUCCCUCUUCCCUCUUCCCUUCCCUCUUCCCUCUUCCCUUCCCUCUUCCCUCUUCCCUUCCCUCUUCCCUCUUCCCUUCCCUCUUCCCUUUCCCCCUUCUCUUCCUUCUUCUCUUCCUUCUUCCCUUCCCUCUUCCCUUCCUCCUUCUCUUCCUUCUUCUUCUCUUGUUAGUUAUAAUAUCUGCCAUGCUAUAAUU